This is a messenger RNA of Naegleria gruberi, 3014 nucleotides long. RefSeq lists its product as uncharacterized. The record is from RefSeq and is a predicted model, not a curated record. Gene Ontology annotation, molecular function: protein binding. The transcript is spliced from 2 exons. The coding region runs from base 1 to 2973 and encodes 990 amino acids. NCBI's taxonomy places the organism in Eukaryota, Heterolobosea, Eutetramitea, Acrasida, Naegleriidae.
AUGAUUAAAAAUGUCCAGCCUCAUUCUAGAGAGUUCAUGUCCUCUCCUCCGAGAAGGUACUCGUCAUUGUAUGCCAAUAAUGGGACAGUUACAUCGGUAUCAUCAUCACUGUCCUCAAUAAGACCAGACUCACCAAGAUAUAGCACUAAUAACAUCACAACAACAACAAGUGUUGAAUUAAUUACUCCUGUAAAAGCCUUCAUACCCAAAAUUAUUCUUAAAAAGAAGGUUCCUGAGACUUUUUGUCCUCCAAAGAGAAAAGGGCACUCAAUGACUUUUUGGAAUAAUAGAUUAUAUUUAUUCGGAGGUUAUCAAGGAGGACAUUCAAACGAUCUAUGGUUUUUGGAAGGAAAUAAGUGGAAAAAAUUGGAUGUUCAGGGUGUGUUACCUGUAAAACGUUCAAAUCAUUCUUCGGCAAUGUAUAGAAAUCAUCUUAUUGUUUUUGGAGGUGAUAAGGGAACGGAUUUAAUGAAUGAUAUGUGGAUUAUAGAUCUUUCAAAACCAGAGUCGGAUAUGAGAUGGAGAAAAGUAAUCCCAAAGAACCAGCCACCAAAAGUUAGAUAUGCUCAUUGCUCAUGCAUUUUGAAUGAAAAAUUAAUGUUAUUUGGAGGAUAUUCAACUUCCUAUCUGAAUGAUCUAUAUGAAUUUGAUUUUAAAACUUUAUUAUGGUCCCCAAUAAGUGUUAACGAUGCUCCUCCAGAGAGGUGUCACUUUACAAUGACAGCCAUACCCGAGUGUAGCUCAUUAUUAGUGUAUGGUGGUUCAAAUGGAGAAAAUAAUUUGAAUGAUGUUUGGGUUUUCAAUCGAUCAUUUUGCACAUGGUCUUUGUUGCAAAUGAAUACUGAUGUUGGUUGGCAAAAGGGCAUUAAACCAUGCCCAAGAUCCAAACAUGCUUGUACUAAAAUAUCUAGGGAUACACUUUUAAUACAUGGAGGUAAUGUGAGUCCUUCUAAGGAUAAUAAUAUUUGGAUGCUAAAGCUCACAGGGUUUUACGAAGACAAGAGGUCACUAGGAGUAGAAUGGAAAAAGUUAGAAUUCUUAGCUGCGGAUGGUUUUUGCAUUCGAGAAGCUCACUCUAUGAAUACAGUUGAGACUGAUAUUGUGAUAUUUGGAGGUUUUGCACCACAUGUGGAAGGUCAUUAUAGAAACGAUACUUGGUGGGGAGACAUUUCCUCACUGUUGGAAAAUUCAUUUGAGGAACCUGAGGAAACAGACGAGGAAGAAGCUGAACCAAAGCUGGUUGACAAUGAAAUUGAACAAGAAAUUCUCAAUAGAAUCAAUGAAGCUAUGGGAAGAGAAAAGCCAAUCAACAAAGGUUCUGAGUUUGAUUCGGCAGACAUUUUUGAAAAGAUGGAACUUUACACACCAAGAAAAGUGGAAGGCCUUAAGAGAUCAACAACUCCAGAUAGAAACGCAAGCCCAGAUAAGAAAAUCUUAGAAACACCAAAGAGAACUAACUCGCCAAAACGAGGAAGUACCACACCACAAGAAACAACAACUCCAAAGAAUUCAGAUUCCACAUCUCAAAAAGUAAAUAUUUUAGAAAAAUUGGUGGUUGAAUUAAGUGAAACAGUUCAACAAUUAACAAUUUCUCUUUCAACGGAAACAAAGAGAAGGAUAUCAAUGGAACGUGAAAUUGAAAUGAUAAAAAAGAAACCAGGUACUAUCAUUCCGCUUCAUGAUCUAUCAUCUAAUAUCCAACAAGAUGAAGAUGAAUCUAAUUUGUAUUCGGAAAUAAAAAGUAGUAAUCAUAAUUUCAAGGAAGUGGAUUGGUUCGAAGACUUGGAUCAAAAGAAUAAUUUUAAUAAUAAUAAUAAUUGGAAUGUUGAUGAGGAGACUUUUAAUUUGGAUUAUAUUAACGAAGAAAAUAUUAAAGAGGAUAUUACUCCUAUCAUAACAGUGACCAACGAUCAUGGUGAUGAUGAAAUUACUUUAGCGUACUAUCAAUCUAAAGAUGAUCAAAGUGAUAAUACAAGCAAUGACGAUGAUGAAGAAUUAGAUUUAGAACAGGAAUUUGAAAUCAUUCCAAACUCAAGUCUUCCAAAGUUGGAGAGAAUGAAUUCACUAAAGGAGUGGAAUGCAUCCUCAAAACCAUUCUUAAAUCAAGAUACCUUUUUCUGUAUAUAUGUAUAUUUAGAGGACGUGUUUGAUAUUUUGAGACUUUCUCAAGUAUGUCAAGCAAGUAAUGCAGCAUUUAGAGAUCCUUACUUGUGGAGAAAUGAAAUUAAGAAGAGAACAAUCACCUCAAUGAAUCUCUAUCCAGAAUUAAAUAAUUCAGUGGUUGAUGAGAAAUCUGGAAAACAAGAAAGAAUGGAUGUGAUUUAUAAAUACUGUAGAUUAUUAAUGGAUAACAAAAUGGAUGGAAUUAGACGUUUUGACGGCAUAAGGAAGGCACAAAAAACAUCUGAGAUUGCCAAUAUUGAAAAACAAAAACAAGCAAUCAAAGAUUCUGAACAAAAACUACUUGGAUUAAUAGCUUUAACGGUUGUAUCUUUCCUAUUGGGGUUAGAUUUCCUCAGACUAAUUAUGAGAAUGAUUGCUUAUUUAAUUUACUUUGUUGCAAGUUUUGUUGUACCAAUAAUUAUUUGGUAUUACUAUUCAAGUGCUUCACAAAGAAAAGAAAAAGGUAUUGCUUUCAAACGUUACGGCCUUCCAAUUUGCUUUUUCAGCGCAGCUGUAUUCAUAUCUCAGUUCUCAUUUGUAAAUACUAUCAUUAUGAUUGCAUGUACCUUAUUUACUGGAUAUUUGAGUGGUCACCUAAUUGUGGAAAGGAGAGUUAAAAAACAAUAUGUAGCACUGAACGAAAACAUUAGUUCUAUCAGGAGAGAGAUUGAUUGUCUAGAGAAGGAAACCUCAGAGAAAGUAGAGCAAUUAAUGAAAAUUUCUCGAAAAAUACCAUUAGGAUACAGACCAACCACCAAUAGACGAGAAAGUCCACCAGCUGCCUCUAACAAUAUCUGUAUGAUUCAAUAACAAAUUAUUAUUUUAUUAUUCAAUAACAACAUCCAGUUUUU